Gambusia affinis (western mosquitofish) is the source of this 3292-nucleotide messenger RNA. RefSeq names its product brain expressed, associated with NEDD4, 1 (gene bean1). The coding region runs from base 348 to 1115 and encodes 255 amino acids. Lineage: Eukaryota; Metazoa; Chordata; Actinopteri; Cyprinodontiformes; Poeciliidae. The transcript is spliced from 6 exons. The record is from RefSeq and is a predicted model, not a curated record.
CGAAGCCCUGCAGGACAGGAGGGAAGGAGGGGAUGCUGGCUUGUGAGGACGGGACCGGAAGGAGGGACUGUGGGAUGUGAGGUGGAUCCUACCGCUGCUUGCUUUGCUUGCUGUUCAUAAAUCACCCAGAGUUUAUGUUCUGAGGAGGUGGCCCAAGUCUCGGGAUAGGAGAGGAAGGGGGUUGGCUCAAUUGUCACAGCAGCGAGUAGUGGAUCAUGGUGGUGAUAUGAGGAGCUCCAGGACUCCCAGUCGGCUCACAGUCGCGCUGCAGUUCCUCUGAAGCAGUGCUGCUCAAGUUGGCUCCUGUCUGUUGAGAUGCUGCAAACAGAAACACAGUGAAGGGGUUCAUGCUGGUGAAAUUGAUCUGCUCAGUGAGCUCCAACCAGAGCCAUGGGGAAUACCCAGACUGCCGCAGCGAGAGGGAGUCCGGAGGGGAGGCGUCUCUCCUGGUGUCUCCCCUGGUGGUAGCUGGGAUUGUUAUAGGACUGGUCCUCUUCCUCUCCUGCAUCACCAUCAUCAUCGGCAGCCUGCGGAAAGACAGUCAAAUCAGAAACCCACACUUUAACGCCAGCUACGGACACGAUGGAUUUUCCUUUGGUGGUUCAGCAGGGGAACUGAGGUCCAGCUGCAUAGAGGACUUUCCUCCUGCUUUAGACUUUGAUUCCUUCAGAGAGAGUCUUCCACAGAUUACCAGCCUGUUUCCUGACUCUCCACCACGCUACAAUGAGUGUGUGGGACCAGAUUUGUCUCAGAUCUGCAUACCAACCGAUGACCCGCCUCCAUACUCACUGUUGGACCCGUGCUGGAGCCCGGCCCGCUCAGAGGAGCAGCCUCCACACUCGGGUCCACCAGAUGCUUCACAGUACUGUGGAGAGACGUCCGCCAGCAUUGCCUGGUCCUCAUCGUCCUCCUCCGCUUCCUCCCACUGUGCCCUGGGACUACAUGAGCGGGAGCAGCAACACAUUGCAUGUAUUUCCUUCCCAACGCCCCCUUAUGAUGCAGUGCUUGGAAAGCAGGGACAGCCCCUACCCCUCAUGCCAUGUAACCUUAACAAACACUCAGACAGGGACUAUGAUGAAAACUCCCAGCAACUCCCGGCCAACCACAUCUCCUAAGACCGUUGGUUUGAUUUCCUCAGCUGAGUUCUCAGCUGUCUCCUGGUUAUUUAAGCUAACACUUAGUGAGCAGCUAGGCACCAAGCAGUAGAAAGGAACAAUGUCUGAAUAUCUUCCAUACAGUUGGUAACACACUAUUGCCGUUUUAAAGCAAGAGAAAAUCUUUUUGUAAUAAUGAGGUGGUUCAUCCGAAAUGAUUCUUCGCUGACCAACAACCUGUUAAACUACACAGCUCUGUUAUUUCUUUAUAUUUUUAAGGUUAUUAUUAUGGGAUACUAAUCUUCCACAAGGUUAUUAUAGAUGGCAUUUGUCUACCAUCUAGUUGACAUGGUCUCAGAUUUCUUUACAUUUGCUCUAGUAUUAUGUUCAAAACCAACACAGGAGUCUAGACAUUAGACUCCUAUGUUGGUUUUGAUUGGUCACCAAUGGCAGUUCUGUAACGAUGGAGUCCCGAACAAGCCCCCUUUUUCUGCUCAUCCCUCCCUUUGUCCAAUCACAUCCACUAACAAAGUAAAUAUUAGUUAUGGGGUGUCAUUUAUUAACAUACACAGUCAAAAAUUAACAGCAAUAACUAAAUCCAAGUUAAAUAUUCCAAUCCAUUCCAGCUUUAGUUAUAAAGCACUAUAAAAACAACACAGAUGACCAAAGUGCUGUACACUAUUAUUUUAAUUGAGAAUUAAAUAUUUAGCAUAAGAGAAUAAACAUUUAGCUCCUAACUAAAUAUUUAGUAAACUAGCUAAGUAUUUAACUCCACACUAAGUAUUUGGCUUGCUAAUUAAAUAUUUAGAUUCUUAACUAAAUAUUUUAGUUUGUAACUAAAUAUUUAGCUUCAGAAUAGCUGACCUGGCUAGUGAGCCAUAUCACCCCUAUCAAAACCUGCUACUGAUGUUUAGUAACUUCCUGUGUAGCUUUGUAGUAAAAUAGGAUGAAAUAACCAGUAGUCUACCUGGACAUGAGGGGAGAACUAAUAAAUCGCCAUUCUUCCUGUGGAGGUUAUUAAAGUUUUCAGCACAGCAGAAUGAUGAUGGUCUGAAAUUCUUGCUAAUGCCAAUUAAUUGCACCCUGAAAGUGUGGAGAGACUCGGCUCCAUCUGUUUUGUCAUAAUUCUUCCAAUAAAGGGCUCUGGUUUUAAUUUCAUGCUAAAACUGGAGCCAAGCAGCAACAUGUAGCUUGGAGCCUUCCCUCCCUGAGGCUGGCCUGAUGCAACAAGGACUUUAACACAUUAACCUGUAGACCCACUGCAACUCACUGCUGCUCCACAAAUAGAGUUCUGCUCCAAGAAGGAAACAGCUGUGUAUCACAAGGAAAAUUACAGUUUGGAGUUUUAUAAUCAAUCAAUCAGUUUAUUUGUAAAGCACAUUUCAGCAGCAAGAUAGUUCCAGGUGCUUUACACCUUAAACUGUCACAAAAUUACAAAGUUCUAAAGAAAACAGUAAACAACUGAACAGACAUUACGUUUUCACCAAAAUCAUGCACAUAAAAUAUGUUGGUCAAUAUUUAAAUAUGUCGGUCAAUAUUUAAUUCAUUACAGUUCAAAAACAACUCAUUCAGGUGGGUUUUCAGUCUUAUACAAAUCUGAAAAGUGUGGUGUGCAUAUGUAUUUAGCCUUAAAAUAUAAGCUACUCAUUUGUUAAAUUGAAUAGCUUAGAUCAGGGGACUGGAGUUUGAGACCCCUGGCUUAGAGUAUAUAUUCAUGUGCCAUGCGACUGACCGGUACAGCGCCCACUUGACGGCAGACUGUCGAUCCGCCUGCCGAUCUCCCACUCCCUUCUUCCCUCACUCGUGAACAAGAUCCCGAGAUACUUGAACUCCUCCACUUGGGGCAGGACACCCCCCUGACCCGGAGAAGGCACUCUACCCUUUUCCGGCUCAAAAAGUUCAAAUCAAGGUCCAAUUGAGAAUCUAUUGAAGAACUUAAUAGUUGAUGUUCAGAGUUAGCGUCAUCUGGUUUGACUUAGCCUGAGUUACUUUUCAUAGAAAUAUAGUGAAACAUGAGCAAAGCUGAUAUACAAACCAAAGCUAGCUUCUAGAAGCUAUGGAUUGCUUGCACUCAAUUCCAUCCAUCCAUCUUCUUCCGCUUAUCUGGGGUCGGGUCGCGGGAGUAGAACCUUCAGAAGGGAGGCCCAGACUUCCCUCUCCCCAGCCACUUCUUCCUGCUCCUCCGAAGGAAUCCCAAG